AUGGUUUCCGCCUCCAAGGCCGCCCGUAUGGCGAAGCGCGCCGAAGCCGGCGACAAGAAGACCAAGAAGUCCGCCUCCAAGAAGGAGGAGGACCCCUCCGUCGCUGACGUUGCUGAUGGCGAUGAGCAGCCUGCCACGACCGAGGCCAAGAUGAAGGACGUUGAGAAGCUCACCUCACAGAUGGACAAGCACGGUCUGUCCGAUCGUGUCACCACCGGUGUGCUUUCUUCACUGCCCGCCUCUCGCGACGUCAAGAUCACCUCUGCCUCGCUGGUGUUCCACGGAAAGGUCCUCUUCACUGAUUCCACGCUCGAACUCAACUUUGGCCGUCGUUACGGUCUCCUUGGUGAGAACGGCUGUGGAAAGUCUACUCUCCUCAAGUCCAUUGCUACCCGCGAGUUCCCCUUCCCAGAGCACAUCGACCUGUACCUUCUGAACGAGGGUGCUCCGAUGACCGACAAGGGUGCGUUGGAGUGGGUUGUCGAUGAGGCUCAGGCUCAGCUUGACGGCAUGGAGAAGAAGGCUGAGGAGAUCCUCGAGAGCGAGGGUCCCGACAGCCCCAUUUUGGAGGACCUCUACGAUCGCAUGGACAAGAUGGACCCCUCCACUUUCCACACUCGUGCCUCUCUCAUUCUCACUGGUCUUGGUUUCAACAAGGUCACCAUCCACAAGAAGACCAAGGACAUGUCCGGUGGUUGGCGUAUGCGUGUGGCCCUCGCCAAGGCCCUUUUCGUGAAGCCUUCCCUGCUGCUGCUCGAUGACCCUACUGCUCACUUGGAUCUCGAAGCCUGUGUGUGGCUUGAGGAGUACCUCAAGAAGUGGGAUCGCACCCUGGUCUUGGUCUCUCACUCUAUGGAUUUCCUCAACGGUGUCUGCACCAACAUGAUCGACAUGCGCAUGAAGAGUCUUCUCUACUACGGUGGUAACUACGAUUCGUACCACAAGACCCGCGCCGAGCAGGAGACCAACCAGAUGAAGGCCUAUACCAAGCAACAGGAAGAAAUCGCUCACAUCAAGAAGUUCAUUGCUUCCGCCGGUACAUACGCCAACUUGGUGCGUCAGGCCAAGUCUCGCCAGAAGAUUCUGGACAAGAUGGAAGCCGAUGGUUUCAUUCAGCCCGUUGUGCCCGACCGUGUCUUCACCUUCCGCUUCGCCGACGUUGAGAAGCUGCCCCCUCCCGUGCUCUCCUUCGAUGACGUGAGCUUCUCUUACUCUGGCAACUGGGAUGACACCCUCUACGAGCACCUCGACCUCGGUGUGGACAUGGAUUCCCGUACUGCUCUCGUCGGACCAAACGGUGUUGGCAAGUCCACCCUGCUUCGUCUCAUGACUGGCAAGCUGAGCCCCAUCGCCGGUACUGUCAGCCGUCACACUCACUUGAAGCUCGGUGUCUACUCUCAGCACUCCGCUGAGCAGCUGGAUCUGACAAAGUCCUCCCUUGAGUUUGUUCGUGACAAGUUCCCCGAGAAGUCCCAAGACUACCAGUACUGGCGCCAGCAGCUUGGCCGCUACGGUCUGUCCGGUGAAUCCCAGACCGCCAUCAUGGGUACUUUGUCUGAGGGUCAGAAGAGUCGUAUCGUGUUUGCUCUGCUUGCUAUUGAAUCCCCCAACAUGAUUCUGCUUGACGAGCCUACCAACGGUCUCGACAUUCCCACCAUCGAUUCUCUUGCUGACGCCAUCAAUGCCUACAACGGUGGUGUUGUCGUUGUCUCUCACGACUUCCGUCUGCUGGACAAGAUUGCCAAGGACAUUCUUGUUUGCGAGCACAAGUCCGUUCGCCGCUGGGACGGAAGCAUCGGCCAGUACAAGAAGUACCUCCGUGACAAGAUGGUGUCUGCCGGUGCUGUCUAA
Messenger RNA from Penicillium oxalicum, 1851 nucleotides. RefSeq names its product ATP-binding cassette family ATPase ARB1. Gene Ontology annotation, molecular function: ATP binding; ATP hydrolysis activity. NCBI's taxonomy places the organism in Eukaryota, Fungi, Ascomycota, Eurotiomycetes, Eurotiales, Aspergillaceae. The transcript is spliced from 2 exons. Bases 1 to 1851 code for a protein of 616 amino acids. The record is from RefSeq and is a predicted model, not a curated record.